Molecule: messenger RNA, 2500 nt
Organism: Sycon ciliatum
Lineage: Eukaryota; Metazoa; Porifera; Calcarea; Leucosolenida; Sycettidae
Product: cyclic AMP response element-binding protein A-like
Exons: 9
Coding region: 237-1895 (552 amino acids)
Biological process (GO): regulation of transcription by RNA polymerase II
Cellular component (GO): nucleus
Molecular function (GO): RNA polymerase II cis-regulatory region sequence-specific DNA binding; DNA-binding transcription factor activity, RNA polymerase II-specific
Source: RefSeq, a predicted model, not a curated record
AAAUCAACACGCUGCAUCUUGUCAACUGGAUUAUGCCAAGCGGUAUGCGAGUUGAAUAUCGACAAGGAAGUGCUUGCGAGUGGGCUUUGAACUCGAUCAGACAAGAGUUGAUCUCUUGAAGAGUGCAGUUACUUUAGUAACAAGUCAGCACCAGGAUUGGUCUCCUUCUCGCCGGGAUAUUACGUCCGGGGCUUGCACAACUUACUAACGCCUUAUCAACCAGCACCCACGGAAUCAUGGCGACUGUAUCGAAUCCGGAUUGGGAUAGCUUACUCAAUGGUUCUGCCGAUGGGCAAUCUGUGAAUGGGAAUCUAGGACAUGGUGAUCUUUUGGCAACGUUGCUUGGAGAAGCUGACCAACUUCAGGGAUGCAGCCUUGGAGUCAGUGGUAACGAAGGUGGUGCAGACCACCAGGCAACGCACAAUGGAUUGUUGCUAUCGCAGGCCGAGGAGCUGGACAUCCUGGCACUGCUUGGCUCGGGAGAUUUACCGGACAUGACUGCUCGACUGCCGUCUCCUGCUCAGCCCGACAUUGCCAAUAGUCCUCAGUCAGUGGGCAGCACUACGGCGUACAGCACUUCCACUGCUGCCAGUCCUUUGAGCAGUGUUGGAUCAGGCAGCGGCCGGGAUGCGGACAUCUCCUCUGCAUCGUCACCUGAGUCGGUUGCCUCCUCUAUGCAGCAUAACCCUAGCAAUCAAGUUCACCAGCACUGCUAUUCUGCGGACAUCUCAACCGGCGCUGCUUCAAACAUGGUGCCAAUGUCACUAGAGGGCUUACUUGCUGGCACCGACCUACCGUCAAUGGGUCCCGGUUUGAUCACCGAAGAGCAGUUGACAAGUUUACAUGCAUCGUUUGAACUGCCGCGGCCCGUCACCGCCAGAGGAACGAAGUCGUUGGGCCAGACAUCACUGGCCGGUGUGGACUUCAGUGCUUUCUCUACCACCAUGACAAGUAGUAGUUCAGCAAUCACUACAGAUGUGGGACGAUCACCGGCGCAAGAUGUUUCCAUAGACCUGUCAUUCUCUGCAGACCCGACAUUCUCCAGUACAUUCAGCGAUGACCUUGCGGGAGCACCGGAAAGUCAGGGUAUUACUUCUGCGGACGGCAGGGAACGACUUGUCCUUAGUUCUGAAGAGAAGCGACUCCUGGCCGCCGAGAAUUUUGAGCUACCACAAUACCUACCCCUGACCAAGCAAGAAGAAAAGAACUUGAAGCGAGUGAGGCGGAAGAUCAAGAAUAAGAUUUCCGCCCUGGACAGUCGAAAGCGCAAGAAGGAGUACGUCGACGGCUUGGAGACCAGAGUUGAAUCAACAACUGGCGAGAAUCGCCGGCUGCAGAGUCGAGUGCGCCUUCUGGAAGACACCAACAAGAAUCUAAUGGUCCACCUGAAGAAGCUGCAGGAUCUAGUCGUGGCAAUCUAUCCGACUGCCAAGCCAAUGCAUACCGGUGUUGCUGUGUUUGUGUUGUCAUUCGCCCUGUUUCUCAUGCCGGGCUACUUGCCAAGUGCUGCUCCAACAGCUAUGGAAGUCAGCAUGGCAUACGUUGGCGGAAAAGUGCGUACUAGAGUGCUCUUGGCACCCGAGGUCUCUCUCGGACACAUGACACAGGAGCAAGCACAGCCGCCCACAGAUGAGCCGCCGGAACAGUUGUCCAGGCACUCAAAAGGCGAUGAUCAGGUGGAUAAAGAUAAGGAUUCUGAUACUCGGAAAGAAGUUCCCAAUGCUGCGCGCAAAGAAGACCCCGACGUACAUGCAGACGACAAGAAGAAGUUAGAUCCUCCAGCAGAAUCAGAGGCUGAUGGCACGCCACCUGAUGGGUUGCUUCACGAGCAACAGCUAGAUGAGAGUGACUGGGCUAUACCGCUACCUUUGCAUCAAGUGCGCGACGAAAUAUAGUGGACUGCAGCUUUAAAAGGUGCUUCAUACGCAUAGUGAGCGCUCCCUCGUCUCCCAUAAAACACAAGGAAAGAUGUUCCACUUUCCAUUACGUUGAGCGAAUUAUUCUUCGUGGUUUGGAGCAAGAUUUAUUUACCCACCGUGCUCUUUAUUUUGUACACGUUCAUGCGCACCUUGAGAAACGUUCAUGUACAUGUAAAGAAUAGCUGUUGACGAUUCUAGAUCUGUACUUUCACUGUUGAUUUGAUUGCUGACUGGAUUGAAAGAUGUUGGUAUCUUAGAUAUUAUGCGAUUGUUUCCGAGUAAGCAUAGCAACCCAACUAACGCUCCUUUUACGUAGUUUUUAUAAUGUCAGCACUCUCUGCUGGUCCAAGUAUGUUGGCUUGCAUGACUUCUACGUUUUUUUGCUCUCUCCUAUGCUUUGGCUAUAUUUGAGUUUACCUGUACAUGUGCAGGCUCUUCUGCGAUUUUUUUCGUAUCUCUCUUUCACUGACUCUAAUUCGUUGGGAUUGCGGUGGUCUGCCCAUCUUUUCCUACUUGAUUUUCUGUUGGCUUUUAAUUUCAGGCAUUCAACCGUUCAAAGCGAAUACAUUUCUGCAACAGAA